AUGAUCGGUGCGGUUGAGGAUGAGUCGGGAAGUUGGUUCGGUAGUCUGGAGAAGAGGGGGCCGACAGCCUCAAGUUGGGGGACGGGCUUGUGUAUAAAACUCUGGACUUCCUCCAGCUUCCCUCCAUCCUAUCCUUUCCAACUCAGACCUCUUUCGGUAUACACACCAGCUCAUUAUCAUUUACCACAAUCACAAAGAUACACACGAGACCAUCAGUCGACAACCGUCAACCACACUCCUAUAACAUGCCUUCCCAGUGCAAUUGUACCUCGUGCUCCUGCACCUCCUGUGACAGCUGCAGCUGCUGCUCCCACUAAACCCCACGAGCCCUCAGCAGUGCCUGAUGAGGAAGAUGGAACUGUUGAUCACCCGGCCAAUUGCUAGAACGAGGUUUCGAUAAGAAGUAGUAAUAUCAACCAGGGAUCGAAGGAGGGAAAAGGCCGAGAAUGAAGAGUACUUGAUCUUGUAUUAUUUCCUCCAACUCCUGCAAUGUGGUAUCAUUGCUGUGAACCAAGCUCUAUGUAUUUGGGUAUCAUCUGUUCGUCAUUCCUGUAUACCGAUUGCCCCCAUCGAAAUGCUAUUAAAUCCUGUAUGUCUUCUGGUCAAUAUACCAUUAUUUAGGAACCUUUGUUGGCGCCCAGUCUGCUAGCCAACCCCG
Messenger RNA from Podospora bellae-mahoneyi, 658 nucleotides. RefSeq lists its product as uncharacterized. The transcript is spliced from 2 exons. The coding region runs from base 1 to 384 and encodes 127 amino acids. The record is from RefSeq and is a predicted model, not a curated record. Lineage: Eukaryota; Fungi; Ascomycota; Sordariomycetes; Sordariales; Podosporaceae.